UGAACUCCUAGUAAGCAAGCAAAAGAAGUCAAAAGUUACCGGUAUAACUUUACUGUUAUACAAAGAAGAAAAAAGAAAAUGGAGGAAUUUCUUUAGCCACUUGCUGAUAUGAUGAUGUCUUCCAACAACAAUAUCAAUAUCUAUCCAAACAUCCUCACUUCAUAACUCUUCACCACCCAAAACAGAGUUAAUAAAAACAGAGUACUAAGAUUAAUUCUGAAUCAAAAACAGAUCUAAAAAGCCCCAAAAACAAAAACAAAAAUAUGGAAGAUUUGAUAGCUCAAUUUAGCUUCUUAUCAAACCAAGCACUCCAAGAUAAGAGCUUUGAUCCUUCAAACAUUGAAGAUUUAAUGAAAUUGUUCGAAAUCGAGGCCUAUAAAUCAUGGGCAGCAAUGGAGUUAGAGUGUAACAGAGAAGAAGAAAGCGCGGAAGAAGCCAUGGAAGAAGCAGAGGCGGAUCUAAAUUCAGCAAUGGAAAGUGCCAUGGAAGAGUUUAGAAGGUUUGAAGAAGAAAUGGAAACUGAAGCAAUGGCUGAAUAUUAUAGCUUGUUAAAUUUAGGUGAAGCUUCUAGAAGGAUGGGUAAAACUAUUGAAACUGCUGCUUAUGUUGCUUCUAAGAAAUAUAUUGAAGGUGCUCUUAAUUCUGCUACUAAUUCUAUGAAAUCUGCUUGGAAAGGGAUUUCUUCUCAUAAAGUUCAUCCUUCUUAAUUAGAUUAGAUUGAUCAUCAUUUUCUAUCAGUGUUAUUUAUGUUUUAAUCUUAUUUUUAAUUAUUGUAUGUAAUAGUAUGUAUGAUGAUUAGUCAAGUGUUUUAUGCUUGAAUUCAAUAAGAUCAAAUCAAACUAUGUAUCUUCAUCACUAUCUAGAUUAAACUAUGUAAUUUUACGCUUCAUCCUUGUAAUUUCGGACUUUUUGGUGUGGUAAUUCGGAUCUAUGAUUAGCUCCCGUUUACAUCAUUUA
Molecule: messenger RNA, 957 nt
Organism: Chenopodium quinoa (quinoa)
Lineage: Eukaryota; Viridiplantae; Streptophyta; Magnoliopsida; Caryophyllales; Amaranthaceae
Exons: 1
Coding region: 264-707 (147 amino acids)
Source: RefSeq, a predicted model, not a curated record